Messenger RNA from Prunus persica (peach), 2253 nucleotides. RefSeq lists its product as uncharacterized. The record is from RefSeq and is a predicted model, not a curated record. The transcript has 2 exons. Lineage: Eukaryota; Viridiplantae; Streptophyta; Magnoliopsida; Rosales; Rosaceae. Bases 444 to 1610 code for a protein of 388 amino acids.
UUUAUAUUUUUUAUUUUUAAUGACAAAAAGUUUAGGAGGAGGGGAGGUUAUCUCAUCCCAAGUUUAGGGCAUACCAAGACCUCUUUGAGUACUUACAAAGGGAGUCUUAGCUCAUUUCAAAAGAAAAACAUGAACUUUAUGACCAAUUAAUCUCUCAAGUCUUUUUUUUUUUUUUAUUUCAAACCACCAAACACUGAAAAGCCCAAGCCAAUAAUUUACCCAAAAAAAACACUAUAAAGCCUUGAAAAAUUUGAUGGCACCGAAGUCCCUGAGGCGCAUUACAUGACUAUAUUCUACCUAUCAUACUUGUUCAUCCGCCUCAUUCUUCUCUCCUCAGAGGCUUUGAGCACAUCCAAAUGCGCGAAAACCUAGCAUUCUAAUUUUAGAACCCCAAAACCAAAAACCAACCACGCAUAUAUACAAAACACAACGCACACACUCAAAUGGAUAAUCAACCAAAACACUCCUCUGUUGGAUACAAUCUUGCCUUUCUCUCCUUACUCUUGGCCAGUGUUGUUUUUCUUUGUAUAUGGUCUUCUUCAUCCUCCGUCAUAAACCCUCUCUUUAGCUUUCAGAAACAUGACGCCCAAUGCCCGUCAAAGAACCUAGUAAGUUACAUAAAUGCUCUUAACCGUCUGCCUCAGUUUUCUAAAUUGGUUUUUUAUUUUUGUGUGUUUUUUUCACAGAGCACCACGACCACCACUACAUUUAAUGUGGCUCCAGAUGAGCUUCUGGCCACCCUAGACAAGACCUCGAUUGGCAACAAGACUGUGAUCAUUGCUGUUGUAAACAAGGCCUACGCAGUCCAAGAGGUUAAGGCAGACACCACCAUGCUUGACCUUUUCAUCGAGAGCUUUUGGCAAGGGGAGGACACUAGGCAUCUGCUUGAUCAUCUUGUGCUCGUGGCUGUUGAUCAGACGGCCUACGAUCGCUGCCAGUUUCUGAGGCUCAACUGCUACAAGCUGGAAACGGACGGUGUUGAUUUUGGGGGAGAGAAGCUUUACAUGUCCCAAGAUUUCAUCAAAAUGAUGUGGAGAAGAACUUGGUUUCUGUUGGAGGUUCUAAAGCGCGGUUACAACUUCAUAUUCACGGACACUGAUGUUUUGUGGCUAAGGAACCCGUUCUCAAGACUAAGUAAGAGCGAAACUGAGGAUUUACAGAUAAGCACAGAUAGGUUCUUUGGAGAUCCAUGGAACAUAAAACAUCCAAUCAACACUGGCUUCUACCACAUCAGAUCGAACAACAAGACCAUUGCACUGUUUGAUAGAUGGUACACCAUGAAGGACAAUGCCACGGGACAGAAAGAGCAGGAUGUCCUAUUAGACCUAAUCCGAGGGGGCAUCAUUGGGCAGCUGGGACUUAAGGUUAGGUUCUUGGACACCCUAUAUUUCAGUGGCUUUUGCCAAGAUAGCAAGGACUUUGGGGCAGUGACCACUGUCCAUGCCAACUGUUGUCGGAGCAUCGGGGCCAAGGUUAAGGACUUGAAGGCUGUCCUCCAGGACUGGAAGCAGUUCAAGAAGACCACGACCCAGAAAACAACUGCAGGUCUAGCAGCAAAUGGUUUCCGAUGGUCAGGCCACUGGGGGUGCAGGAAUUCAUGGAAAUCCUAAUAACAAUGGGAAAGCAACUCAUAAGGCAUGAAUGGUCUUAAGAGAAAGAUUAAUCAUAUAAGAAACAAAUAGUUUUUUUUUUUUCUUUCUAGGUGUAAGGUAAGUUCUCUACCACUAUAAGCCUCCACACAAAUAAUUCGUUGAAUACAUCUUAGGUUAUCGCUUCUUCUUUUCUCAUUAUUAUCAAAAUAAAUUUAUAUGUAAUUUAAAAAGGUUGAAUUCGGAAACUGUAGUAUAAAUUAAGGAUUUAGAAUGUCUUAUAUGGGUCUUCUCAAUUUUUCUUAGAGUAUUGUUUUAUUUUCCCUUGGGGCUUGUCCAAAAUAGGUCCCUACAAUUUCUAUUUCUUAGACAUAUACCUAUCAUUCUAUAAAUUAAUGUGUAAACCCUAAUUUCAAACUUAAAUGACCAGUAGGAUACAAGAGGUCAUAGUAUUCCUAUGUUUUUACAUCGUUGUCAUCAAACUUCAUAUUUUAUUUAUAAUUUAUUUCAAGCAUUUCAUUAACUGCCUUAAUUGUAAUUAAAACUCCCUAUUAAUAGCAUAUCAAUCACCCCAUUUCUUUUGAUUGUCAUUCCCUCUAACAUAUCACCCUCUAAAAUUGCAAACAAAAAAAAAUUAUGUAAAUUACAUAUCCAAUAAUGUACA